CUGUCACGUGGAAGAUGAAGCAAGUUGUUUUCUUCUGCUCCGGAGAGUAGGACCCAAACCAAUGGCUUCAAGUUACAAGAAAGGGGAUUUCAACCAUUAGAAAGCAUUUACUGAAGCCAAACUCACCAGGCUCCGACUGCGCCCUCUGAUUGGCCGCCGUUGUUUCCGGGGGCGUGGCUACGCGUGGAAUGCUGAGACUGAGCGUCCCAGAACCGGACGGUCCUGCUUCGGAGGCGGCCUGUUGAUUGGCUCGUGACACUUACGGAAAGAGGGGAGAAUGGAAUGUUGGGGACUCUGAGCGUUCCAGAGAUACUUUGCUGUUGUUGUUUCAUUCAUUUUUUACGCAGCCGCGGAUGCGAAAAGGGAAAGAAAGAAAAAAGUAGGGUGAGAUUUUGCAGGCGCAAGUCGCCUACUCAGAAGUAGGCUCCAUUAAAUUCAAUGGGACUUGCUUCCAGGGAAGGGUAGCGUUGCAGCCUCAACCUAGAGCCUUCUGCGGAGUCCCUUCUGGAUUAAAAACGAGGGAAAUCUUUGGAAUUGCACUUUCUGCUGCGAGAGGAUCCCAGGCGUCUCUUGGCGGAAUCGACGGACCCGGGGACCCGGUUGGGACAGGAACCAGGAAAAGUCACGAGGAGGUGACCUGCCAAGAUGGUAGACCAUCUGGCCAACACUGAGAUCAACAGCCAACGCAUUGCGACUGUGGAGAGCUGCUUUGGAGCAUCCGGCCAGCCGUUGGCCAUACCUGGAAGGGUCCUCUUGGGCGAAGGGAUUUUGACCAAAGAAUGCCGGAAGAAAGCCAAACCGCGGAUCUUCUUCCUGUUCAACGACAUCCUUGUGUAUGGAAGCAUUGUGAUCAACAGGAGGAAGUACAGCUCCCAACACAUCAUACCCCUUGAUGAAGUCACCCUGGAGACUUUGCCGGAUACCCUACAGAUGAAGAACCGUUGGAUGAUCAAAACAGCCAAGAAGUCCUUCGUCGUUUCCGCCGCUUCCCUGACCGAGAGGAAAGAAUGGAUCAGCCACCUGGAGGAAUGCAUCCGCCACUUGCUGUCCAAGAUGGGCCAGCAGCCCCCCACGGAACACGCUGCCCCCUGGAUCCCAGACAAGGCCACCGACAUCUGCAUGCGCUGCACACAAACCAAGUUCUCCACUCUCACGCGCAGGCACCACUGUCGGAAGUGUGGCUUUGUGGUGUGCGGAGACUGCUCUCGACAAAGGUUCCUGAUGCCCCGGCUGUCCCCGAAGCCUUUAAGGGUGUGCAACCUUUGCUACAAACAGCUGGUGGCAGCAAAAAAGGAGAGCGAGGAACAGUCGAAGACAGCCCAUUCUCCUCUGGUUGGCUAUGAGCCUUCCAGCGGAGAUGACAGUGACAGGUCCGACGAGGACAGAGUGGAACAGUGGUCAGCGGAGGCAGAGUUUUACACAUCCAACACAGCUUGGUCAUCUUUCCAUAGCUGACCCCUGCAUGGCCUUGUUAAUUUCAGGGGCCGCAUGCUUAUUUCUGAGGAAUACAGGGAACACACACUUUCCAAAGUGCACUUUUCAGAGGAGUAGCUUUCAUCGUGUCUUUUGGUCCCAUGUGUUUUCCUCCUCUGUGGUUAAGGAAGAAGAUACUGAAUCAAACUAAAAUAUGCAAGAGCCUGCUUGUCUCCUCUAAGGCCUGGCCUGCACUAUAUAUCUGAAGCAGCAUCAUUCCGCUUCAAGUAGUCAUGGCUAUGGGGAAGGGCUGUAGCUCAGCGGUAGAGCAUCUGCCUUGCAUGCUGAAGGUCCCCAGGUUCAAUCCCUAAUAGUAUCUCCAUCUAGGGCUAGGUGAGACUCCUGUCUGAAACUCUGGGAAGCCACUCAGUGCCAGUCAGUGGAGACCAUUCUGAACUAGGUGGGCCUAAUGGUCUGAAUCAGGAAGCUUCCUAUGCUUCCCUUCAUGAAUCCUGGGAGCUGUCAUUUGUUAAGUGUGCUGAGAGUUGUGAGGAGACCCCUUAUUCUGUCCACAGAGCUACAGUUUCCAGAACAAUCCG
Podarcis muralis (Common wall lizard) is the source of this 2012-nucleotide messenger RNA. RefSeq names its product pleckstrin homology and FYVE domain containing 1 (gene PLEKHF1). NCBI's taxonomy places the organism in Eukaryota, Metazoa, Chordata, Lepidosauria, Squamata, Lacertidae. Gene Ontology annotation, molecular function: phosphatidylinositol binding; metal ion binding. Gene Ontology annotation, biological process: positive regulation of autophagy; endosome organization; positive regulation of intrinsic apoptotic signaling pathway. The record is from RefSeq and is a predicted model, not a curated record. Gene Ontology annotation, cellular component: early endosome; lysosome.